AUGGUCGCUGUUUUGGUUAUUUUCACGGCUUUCCUUGCCGUCCUUAUCGCUGCAAUCUUGCGUAUGUAUUUCAAUCAGCUUGUUCCGGAAGGACUGCCUGUCGAUCAACACCAUAAACUCCGAAUAGUGGGGUUGAUCACAAAGCUUACGGGAAUGGUGGUAAGUUUUAUCAUAUUAUAAGCUGUUUAAUGUCUUCGUUUAUUCCAAAAGUAUAAUGUAACUUUCCUCUUCGAAGUUGCUAUCUCGUUCUUGUGAUUUUAUAACUAUUUCAUUAAUAUACUGACCAACGUGCAUUCCAAUGGUGCCUUAUUUUGCACAUGCAGGUUCCGGGUUUGCGAUGGGAUGUGCGUUCUGCAUCCUUGACCAUAACUAGCCAGACCAAAAUAUGUUUUCCCCUUUCUAUUUCAGGCCUGAACCGCUGUUCUCAGGAGAUAAAUUCUAAAACACGUACCUAAUUUUCCGGACCCUGGUUCUAGAGACCAUAAAGCCUACCACAUCUAUUUUUAUUUCCAAAAAUGUUAUAAGCUUAAUGCCCAAUUUCAGAACCCCAUGGGGAGGUCAUACAUACUUGGGAACCCCUCCUCAGUGGAUUGUACUGCUGUUGCAGAGAUGUCAUUUUUAAAUUUGUUUGGAAAACAAAUUUCAUCACUCAUCAUUCACAUCUACCAUGGAAGUUAUCAAAAUGAAGGUAUAUCUAGGAAAUUAUAUCUGAUUUUUUGGGCCCUAGAAUUAAAGGAGAAAAAUGAUAUCCUUAAAUCUUUUUUAAAGGCAUACCUUGCAUCGUUGCUUGGCAUCGGAAGUGUUAUAAACAAUAUUCGUCAGAUCCAAAGUACCUUAAGUCGCCUUCAGAAUGUGCCAGAAGAUCCCUCACUUCAAAUCAAGGACUUCAAAAUUGCCCAUGUUCCGGUUCGUCUAUAUAGACCCAAACAAAUAGUUGAUGGUACAAAACAGAAAUGUGUGGUGUUCUUUCAUGGUGGAGGUUGGAUGUUCCUUAGUAUUGGUGAGUUAAUACUAAAGCCAAAGCCAAAGCCAAAUAAAUAAUGGAAAUGCAAAUAAAUGCUUUUAUCAUUCGAUGCAAAUGUUUCUUCCUUUUCAUUGGCCGAGAGCCCACCAUGUGACCUGCAAAUAACUGCCUACAAAUGAUGGUUUGCUCAUGCACAAUGCCCUUCACCUGUUGGCUGCAAAUACUGUUCUGCUUAUGCAUAAAUGAAACCAUGCUUUUCUCCUUCUUGUGAUCGCUCUUGCGUGAAAAUAGCAGAUCGCUUCGCUUACCGAAGAUAUGCCUUAAAAAAGAAACUCGUUGAUUGAAUGAUAAAACAAUAAUUAUUAUUGAACUUGGUUAUUGCAAAAUAUUGUGAUUUGUCAGUGUCUCGCAGAUCAAUUAUUUGCCUCAGCCAAAUAAUAAUUGAUCUGCUCGCCACUGACAAAUCACGAUAUUUUGCUCAACCUUGUCCAAUAAUUGCUAAUUACUUAAAAUAAAACGUAAAUUAAAAGUAUUCUUAUUAAACAAGGUUGUACAUAAACAAACAUCCAAUGUAUCAGGGGCACCCAACGUUAAUUUUUGCAAAAUAUCUGUUCGGAAGACAAUCAAUUUGAGAUGUAGAAGUUUUGGAACAUUUGUUGUUUGAUUUCUUGCUUGCCUGCCUCUCUCGUAAGAUUUUCAAACAUCUAAAAAUGGUUUAAUUGCCAAUUUUUAACUGAUUUUUACCCUGAAAAGGUCACCUAGAAUUUUCGGGAGCCUUUUUUCUGGCUGAAAUUUUCGAAAAGGUAAGUUUUGUUCCCUAGAAUUUUUGGAUCACUAGAUCUGGAUUUGGAUAGAUUUAGAUCACUUUCAGCUAGGAAAUCCAAACAGAUGGAAAAUUUUAAGGGUGUAAAAACAUGCCUAUAUCUACUGUUUAAAUACUGAAAUACGUUCAACAAUGCUAUGUUUAAGUGGGUUUGAACUAUAUUCUCGUUCGGUACCCCUGAUGUAUGAUAACCAAUAAGUUGCACUAUUUGUUUAGGGUCUCUUGGGGGGUAAAAUAAAGGCAAAGCCACAUGGAUUUCCAAAAAAAUAUAUUCUAGUUUUGUCAUAAGCAUUCUCAUUGCUCUUAUGAGGGAGUUCCUCCCAGGAUCAAAAGCGUUUCUGUGGCCCAGCAAUUCAUGGCAACCACAGAAACAUGAUCACAACUUGACUCCAUCAGGUAGCUGAUACAAUCUUGAAAUGUGUCACUCUUCAGGGGCACCCAACAACCAAAUUUUCCAAAUAGUCAGAAGUAAAGAAUAGUCUCAGAAACUAUUUUUCUGUCCGUAUAUCUUGAAUAGGGGAACUUUGGUCAUCUCAAAAGUUGUAGGUGGCUCUUUUUGUCUCAUCCGAAACUGUCAAAACCCAGAUGGGUGUGGUCAAAAGUUUGAGGAAAUAUUGGAGUAGCUGUCCAUUCACAAGAAGAUUCUAGGAGAUGUUAAUUUUGUCUUUAUAGCAAAAUAUUUUCAGGAGACUCUUUUUAACAAUAAAAUAUUUCAUUAAUUAUGCAAUAUUCUGGUAAUGAAGUAUGAAAAACACAACCUCCAAAUUAAAAACCGUAUGUAAGUUAGUAGAAAAACUGCAAACAUCUUGGCCUUUCUUGAGCUUUAGAAAUUCCUAGUUGCCCUAAUUUUGAACAGUAUUUUACAAAAAAAAAGACAUGUGGAUGCCUCUGACUCUCAGUACUUUUAUUUUAACCCUUUAGACCCUAAGAUCAAAAUAUGAAUUCUCAUUUGCUGCCCCUAUUCAUUCCUACAGAAGUAGUGGGGAGAAGUUGAUAAAAUAUUAAGCAAAUUUAUCUUACGUGAUCACGUCCAUAAUUCUCAUGAGCACUCUGUUUUACAAAGCAUUGAUAUUACAAGGAGAAAUUUGAUGCUGAUCACUCUCAGGACUUAAAAGGUUCACUAAUUUCUUACUGAUCAUGAGUCUGUUCCUUUUAGAUUUUUACCAUUCCCUCACUCAAUAUAUGGCUGCAAAUGCUGGAGUGGUAGUUGUAUCUGUUGGGUAAGAUAUUCUAGUACAUUUACUGGUACUUGAACUUGCAUAUACAUUGCUGCUUGUUUAAACAUGCAAUAAUUAUGAUUUCUAUUGAAAGCAGGAUAAUUUAAUCAAGAAGUUUUGUUUUUUAAGUUUUUAACAGAAAUUUUGGCAUGUAACGCCUCUUAUUUAUGAAUUACACUGGUUACCGUUUAAAUAUAGAAUAAUUAAUUACUUUUAAGAUUCUUAAUUUUUUAGCGCCUACUUAUUUAUCGCCUCUCAUUUCUCUUAGGCUCCCAUCUAAAUAUAGUCUAAGGAAUUCUAGUGAUAACCUUUUACUAAGUUAUCGGCGUUUUAAAUCUAAAGCUACACUAGGUGAUCAUUCUUUUACCUGUGCUGCACCAAAACUGUGGAAUGCGUUACCAUUUGACAUAAGAAGCGCCUGAGCACAGUAUUUUUAAAGCCAAGCUAAAAACUCACUUUUUCCAUCAUGCAUUCUUAUCAUAGUUGUUUUUAUUAUUGUGAGUUUACUUUUAAUUGUAAUUUUAGCUUUUUAAAUCAUUGUAAGUUUACUCUUGAUUGUAAUUUUAGCUUUUUAGCCUUUUUAUUUCGUUUUUAAUUAUUUAUUAUUACUAUUAUUAUUAAGUCAUUCUGCAUGUGUAAACUUAAUGUUAUCCACAAGCCAAUGGUAAAAUGGGCAACAAAAACAUGUAACUUGUUUUGUAACUUACACGAGCACUGCUGCAAAACGAGUUAACCCUUUAAGUCCCAAUAGUGACCAACAGCAAUUUUCUCCUAACAAUGUUCGUGAUACAUUGUCAAGAGAUAAGGUUGUGAGAAUGUAAAAAAUUAUCAUGAAAGAGAAAAUGCCUUGAUGUUUUAUCAAAUUCUCUCAACUAAUUCUUAAAGGAAAUGUAUAGAGAUCAGUUUGGAGAAUUUGUAUGUGGAUACUGGGGCUUAAAGGGUUAACAGACAAAGUUGCACUUUUUAUCGUACACGCUCAAACCUGUUUUGCAACUUUAAAUCGGCUUGUUACAUUAAGUUAUGUGAAUACUGACUUCUGAUUGGAUCCAGUUUUGUGGGAGUCAAGCCAUACAUGAGUUAAUUACUCGUUGCAAAAAGUUUGUCUUCUAGGUUGGUAAAAUGUGCAACAUGUACCGAUUUUGUUGUAAAAAGUAGAACUAAUUCUCUCUACUUUCUGCAACAACUGCCUUCUUUUGCAACUUGCAACAAGCUGAUUUGUUGCAAGAUAGGUUGAUUCGGGGAUGGUAAAACAUGCAUCACUGCUAUUCAACUUGUUUUGGAACAUUGGUGAAAAACAAGUUACACAUUUUUGUCGCCCAUUUUACCGUAACUUUACAUAUAUACACAGGUACAGGUUGGCACCUGAAAACCCCUUUCCAGCUGGUUUUGAUGACUGUGUUGAAGUGGUGAAAAGUCUUCUUGAAACUGGAGAUGAGUAUGGUAUUGACACGAACCGUAUAGUGUUAGCAGGAAGCAGUGCAGGUGGAAAUUUGGCAGCAGCUGUAACUCAUCAUUUACACAAUGAGAAUAGAAAGCUGGCUGGUCAGGUAGGUUAUCUUAAAAUAAAAUGUAGAUGUUUUAUUGCAGUUAGUGAAGUGGCCUCCCACACAGACAUUCUAAGGGGUUCGUCUGGCAUAAGGAUUACUCAUGGCGAGCCAAAAGAACCUGUGCGGGGAUGGCCCUUGAUGGAGGAUGACGCUUCCUAAUCUGGUGGUUGCCCUGUGAUUUUAUGGGGGCCUGUGCAACCAAGAAGGACAAGACAAUUUUUUCAGUCCCCUUAUCCACUUCCAGCUUAAAGUGAAAAGCACACUUUUCUACCCCAUGUUACAAACUACUAAUAUUUUUUUUUUUUAAAAAAAAUAAAUCAAUUGGCAGAGAACAAAAAUAAGUUGGUUAUCUACAAGCACAUCCAGUGUUAAUGGCAAUAGACCUCUCUAAUUUCUAUGAUUUGUUUUGCCAAUGUAGCUCAUGUGAUGAUGAGAACUGUUUCUUUCAGAUUUGUCAUAUUUCAGACUCAUAUAUGUAUAUGAAUAAUUUGUGAAAAGACAAUUUCCUCUGAGACCUUCAUAGGGAAAACAAAACGUACUUUUCUUGUAAGCUUAAGAGGUCUAUAGGUUAAUUAGCAUAUAUAAGUUGUCGUUAACAAGGUAAAGUUUAAAAAGCGUCACAUUUUGAAUCACAGACUCAAACAUUGAAGCUGUAAAAGUGUCUGGACCAGCAAAAAUGGUGCUCUUAAGAACUUGCUUUAACGGUGCAGCCCGUGCUAGUGCAUUUUUAAAGCUUUUGUUUUUGAGGAGAAGAAACAACCUGGGUUCUUGGAGGAAGUAACCUCUAACAGCAAGGAAGAGAAUUAACUAACAUCAAACUGAAGUAAGCCUCUUGUUAUUUUUCAGAUCCUUUUAAAUCCUUUACUACAGUUCAUGGAUUUGACACUGCCCUCUUAUCAAAAAAACAGUUCUGCUGUUCUCUCUAAAAUAGAAGUGGCAUUGGCUUGGUCAUUUUAUAUUACCGGUACAAAACGGAUGUCUCGUCCGAUUGGUGCUAACAAGCACUCAGCGCAUCUUUGCAACACAAAGUAUUCAAAAUUCAUUGGUGUUUGUGAUGCUGAUGUUGACAAAGUUCAGAAAGAACCACCAAAAGAUAUUCCUCAGGAAAUUGUUGAUUCUCUUACUGAUUACAGAACGUCACCUUUAAUGGCUGACAACAUGACUGGCUUACCCAAAACUUUGAUAAUCACUGCUGAAUUUGAUGUUCUCAGAGAUGAUGGACUGUUGUACAAGAAACGUUUAGAAGAAGCUGGUGUACCUGUGACACAUCAUGAAUACAAGUCAUUCCACGGCUUUCUACUGUUAAGAGGUGACAAGAAGAUAUGCGCUUCAGCCAAAGAAAAUAUUAUCAAAUUUUUGAAGGAAUUGUAGAGCAGUAGUUUAUUGCUGGGUCUUAGAAACUGCAUGGUCUUUGUAGAGAGUUAGGGUAAAAUUCUGACCGGCAACAUAACCUUGAAACAGCAACAUAGGACAAACCCAAUGGGGAAAAACGAGUUAACGAUAUAUAGUUGGGUUGAAACUGUGACGAGGACAAUCUAAAUAUUGUAAAAUACUGACUGGGGCGUGGCUUCCUCUAGACUCUAGACCUCUUGGCGAGCGGCCGACAGAGCAACGAAGUCGCGAGAGGUCGACGUCCUUCGUCCCGCUCAAUAUUGAAUCGGACGAAGGACUUUUUUGAAAGUCUAAGCUUCCUCCUCACUGCCACAGUGAGGAGGAAGCAGUCGCAUUCUGCCCAAAACGACCGAUAUUGAAAUUCAGAUCUAAGAGGGCCUCUUCAUAACCAAUGAUAUCACCGCUUAACAGACAGACAACCAAUAAUCGGAUUUAAUUGACUAAUCAGGUCCAUAACAGAGUAUUUAUACCAUUUGAAUGGCUUUAUUUAUACAUGAAGCUUUCAGUAAACCUUCUGGUUACCUGGCAUAUACACAGUAUUU
Messenger RNA from Porites lobata, 6485 nucleotides. Lineage: Eukaryota; Metazoa; Cnidaria; Anthozoa; Scleractinia; Poritidae. The record is from the annotation of a GenBank genome assembly.